AAAAAGGCUCCCGCAGCGUCCACGUCCCGAGUGGUGGUCUCUACGAGCUCCGAUACCGACCCGCCAACCGACAACCGGUCUCUUGCUCAACAACACGGGGUGCCUUUCGACGUCCAAUCAAUGGACGAGGUCAUGGCUUAUAAAAGGCUCGCCGGCAAACCGUUAGCGGCUCCACGCACCCUCGAUUGGGAUUACUUCGAGACCUUAGGAAUUAAGGACGAUCUCAGUCGAUACAUUACACUACUCGACCUCGUAGAGUUCGAAGACAUGGAGCAAUACACUUACCGGAACUUGACCCUUGAGUUCUUUAGCACGGUUUCCAUGCACGACAACGGUAAGUACCUCACGGCUCGUCUAAAAGGGCAACAGUACAAGGUCACCGAUGAAGUGCUCCGAGAUAUUUUCAAGUUCAAAGCCUCCAUCGGGACUCGUCAUAGCCCCAUGGGAUGGAAAGCCGACCCCUAUUGGCCGACCAUCUCAAAGUGCGAGAAAUUCAAGAGAGCCGGGGCUUCUUCGGGCUUACUCUCCGAUGUGGCUCACGCCGUGAUCCACAAGUAUAUCUCCCAUAUGAUAUUCGCCAAGAAAGAGUCGAACAAAGUGAGUGAGCAGCAAGUGUUUAUCAUUUGGUCGAUUUCGAGGGACAAGUCGGUUAGUAUGCUGCAGUACCUUAAGGAGUCCCUCUUCGAUGUGCGAAACGACCCGAGGCGUGGACCGACAUUAGGGCAUAUCGUAUCCAAGUUUGCCGAGCACUUUGGGAUAGACGUUGAUGAGCCCAAGAUUCAUUCUCGCACGAUUUCGCACCGGGAGCUCUAUCAGGGGCAUUUCCUUAAGCCCGGCGGCGCUGUUCUUCCCGUCCGCGAGCGAGAGAGCUACAAAGCCUACUCAUGGGUCAAAGAUCGAAGAGUGAUCGUACUCGUAGACAACGGUUCGUCUCAUAACUUCAUCAACACUGAUUUGUCUCAAAAGAUGAAGUUGCCAACCACAAAAAUCGAGCCCUUUGAAGUUCGAGUAGCCAAUGGAGAAAGGCUACAAUGUACUGAGUCAUUCCGGAAGGUACCAAUCAAGUUUAACGGAGUUACUGUGAAGGCUGAUCUCUACGCCUUACCUUUAGUUGGACCGGAUGUCUUUCUGGGAGUGCAGUGGCUCGAGGGGUUAGGCAAGGUGACUACCGACUAUCGAACAGGAAUUAUGGAAUUCAACUCUGGAGGUCGACAAGUCACUCUGA
Striga hermonthica is the source of this 1225-nucleotide messenger RNA. Lineage: Eukaryota; Viridiplantae; Streptophyta; Magnoliopsida; Lamiales; Orobanchaceae. The record is from the annotation of a GenBank genome assembly.